Molecule: messenger RNA, 1283 nt
Organism: Durio zibethinus
Lineage: Eukaryota; Viridiplantae; Streptophyta; Magnoliopsida; Malvales; Malvaceae
Product: protein TORNADO 2-like
Biological process (GO): auxin-activated signaling pathway
Cellular component (GO): membrane
Source: RefSeq, a predicted model, not a curated record
AUGGAUCCAGGGCAAAGAACAAAAACAUGUGGGGUUGCAUAACAGAAGCUUUAUCAUGUACCUAUUUUUUCAACACGGCAUAUCUUUACUCGAGGCAAUUCCCUUUCUUUUCGUUGUUAGAUCUCAAAACAACACCCAGAUAGGUUUUCACUGAAUAAUUCUCCAAACAAAAUGGCAUUAAGCAACAAUGUGAUCGGUGCAAUCAACUUUGUUGCUAUGCUGCUCUCAAUUCCAGUCAUUGGUGCUGGAAUCUGGCUUGCAAAUCAACCAGAUAAUUCUUGUUUGAAGAUUUUACAAUGGCCUGUUAUAGUUUUGGGGAUCUUAAUCUUGGUUGUAGCUCUAGCAGGCUUUAUAGGAGGGUUUUGGCGCAUCCCCUGGCUCCUUAUUGCUUACCUUGUUGGCAUGCUUAUCCUCAUCAUAUUGCUUGCAUGCUUGGUAGUUUUCAUCUAUAUGGUUACCAUUAGAGGUUCAGGCCACCUUGCACCUAGUCGCACAUACUUGGAAUAUCAUCUGGAAGACUAUUCAGGCUGGCUUCAACGAAGAGUCAGAAGUUCUUACAAGUGGGAGAGGAUAAAAGUCUGUCUCAGCUCAACAGAGAUUUGUGCCCAAUUGAACCAGAGUUAUACAAUGGCUAUAGAUUUCUUUAAUACUCAUCUAAGUCCCAUAGAGUCUGGAUGCUGUAAGCCACCAACUGAAUGUGGAUACACGUUUGUAAAUCCAACAAACUGGAUCAGCCCCAUUAAUAACAUAGCAGACCCGGAUUGCAUACAGUGGAACAAUGACCAAACGCAGCUCUGCUACAAUUGUAAUUCGUGCAAAGCAGGAUUACUUGCAAAUCUGAAGCAGGAAUGGAGAAAAGCUGACAUAAUACUGCUUAUAACUCUUAUUGCUUUGAUAUGUGUAUAUUUGAUAGGAUGUUGUGCCUUUAGGAAUGCCAAAACUGAGGACAUAUUUAGACGCUACAAAGAAGGCUAUACCUGAGAAUCAGUUAACUGUAAGCUGGUAGUGGUGCAAUUGGGGCUCGUUCGAAUGGAGUUUUGUUUUUGUGACUUUGUAUAAGCAAAUACUUUUCCUUGUUACAUUUGGUUGAAAAAUGUGUUGGUACUGAUUGUUUUCAUUCCAGCGUAGAAAUUUAUGCUAAGCAGUGAUGAGCUGUGUGCAAUAUGGAGAAAAGCUGACAUAAUACUGCUUAUAACUCUUAUUGCUUUGAUAUGUGUAUAUUUGAUAGGAUGUUGUGCCUUUAGGAAUGCCAAAACUGAGGACAUAUUUAGACGCUACAAACA